UCAAUCACACGUCACACGUUCGCUCGUCACUCGCUCCACGCCUUCGUGUGCCCACCCCGUCGCCCUCGCUCCCCUCCUCGCCGCCCUCGCUUCCCUUCUCCCGUCGCCCUCGCUCCCCUCCCCGCCGCCCUCGCUUCCCCUCCCCGCCGCCCUCGCUUCCCCUCCCCGUCGCCCUCGCUUCCCCUCCCCGUCGCCCUCGCUUCCCCACCCCGUCGCCCUCGCUUCCCCACCCCGUCGCCCUCGCUUCCCCUCCCCGUCGCCCUCGCUUCCCCUCCCCGUCGCCCUCGCUUCCCGUCCCCGUCGCCCUCGCUUCCCGUCUCCGUCGCCCUCGCUUCCCCUCCCCGUCGCCCUCGCUUCCCCUCCCCGUCGCCCUCGCUUCCCCUCCCCGUCACCCUCGCUUCCCCUGCCAUCGCCGUAUCCCUCGCCCUCGCUCCCCCUGCUCGUAACCCUCACCUCCCCAUCCAUCUAAGGAUGGUCGAAUCUGCUGGACUAUUCGCGGAUUACCUCGCGUCGCUGCCGGCCGCGCAGCUCGACCGCCUAUACUCCUCCCUCUACACGUGCCAAGCCACUCUCCCAGCAGCGGAGGUCCCUUCUUCCGCAUCUCUUCCCCAGGACCUUGGUCCCUUUGUUCCCCCACCCACGCAUUUCUCUUCUCCCCACUCGUCCCCGCACUCGCUCCUCUGUUGGUUUCCCCACCCACGCUUUCCGAUGCGCCACUGCAACCCCACCACUCUCCCCGCACCCCAUUCUCACCGCACCACACCCCCUUCUUUUCCCCCUCGCAUGCUGCUCGCUUCUCUCGCCAACCCUCUGUCCCCGCUCCCCCUUCCGCAGCUCUCCCUCUCCUGCCGCGCUUACGCCUCACUUACCUCUCCCUCAUUCAUCCCAUUCCCUUCCUUCCUCCCCCAACCUCGCAUCCAUGUCACUCCCUCCUCUGGUCCAGCAGGGAGUGUUGUGUCUGCCCCUCCGCAUCGAUUUCUACCCCAAUGCACUUCCAACAACCCCCAGCACCCCCACACACACCUCCCUCCCUUUCUCCCCUCCUCCCCCUUCCUUCACCUCGUCUUUUCCGCCCCCACCUCCGUCCGCCCCCCCUCUCAUCACAGGUCCCCCCCUCUCAUCACAGGUCCCUGCCCUUUCCAACCAGCCAAAGCAGUACAUGCUGUGCUGCCUCUGCUCGUCCUCCCACCCCGUGCCUGCUGGAACCCCCCUCCUUUCACACUAACCCCACCUUGGCCUCACACUCACCCCUCAUCCCCCCCAGGUCCCUGCCCGCACCAGCCAAGCAAUACGUCCCUCCCUCCACUGGCCAAGCAGUACGUGCUGCGACUGCUCUUUCUCACCGACCCUGUGCCUGCCGCGCUCGUGGCUGAUUGGCCCAAGCCCGAGGCACACAGCAAGCACAAGGCGGCCCUUGACAGGCUGCAGCAGCUGCGCCUGCUGCUGGCAUGCAGCGAAACAGGGUCGCUGGCAGCAGCAGCAUCGUCGGCACCAGCAGCGUUCCGCCUGAACCCCACCUUCCAGCAGCAGCUGCAGCAGGCGCUCACAUCAGGAGCGCCUGUAUCUCGACCCAGCGUGCCGGCCUCUGUGGCCACCCGCCUGCCGUCUGCUGCUGAGCUGGCAGCCCAUGCCACGAGCCACUGGGAGGCAGUCCUCAUGCAUCUCAUAUCGCCGCCAUCCAUAGCUGGGGGUCACGGCGCUGCUGUCAUCACACGAGUGCUCGUACGAGCGGGCCUGCUCACCCACUCGGGGUGCUCUCUCUCAGUCGUAUCAACCUCCGCCUUCCCCUUCCUUCUCAAGGACCGGAACGAGCAGCUGUGGGCAAUAGUCUCGAGCUACAUUGAGUCGGCCCAGGACAGGGGGCAUGACAGUGGGGAUGUGAUCGCAUUUCUCCUGGAGCUCGGAUUCCACAACAUUGGAACGCCAUACAGCAUGGCAACGCUGACGGGCAUGCAGCAGGAGGUGGUGGAGGAAAUAGCCCAGCUGGGCUUCGUGCUCACGCAGAAGGGCUUCAUAGUGGUGGAGACCAACUUCAGAGUCUAUGCGUACACGCAGUCCAAGCUGCAGGCGGAGAUUCUAUCACUCUUUAUGAGGCUGGAGUACCGCCUGCCCAACCUAGUGGUGGGGAUCAUGAACCGAGAGACCGUCAACAACGCACUUGCUCUCGGCAUUGUUGCAGAGCAGAUAGUGCAGUACAUGCGGAAGAACGCCCAUCCCCUGGUGGCCACGAAGCCCCCUGUGGUGCCCGAGACAGUGGUGGACCAGAUCCGUCUGUGGGAGUUUGAUCGCAACAGAGUGGCCACCACUGCUGCCGUGCUCUACGACGACUUCCCCACCCAGGAAGUGUUUGAAGCCAUCGUUAAGCAUGCGCAGCAGAUUGGUGCGUUGCUGUGGAAAGACAGCAAGAAGAGAAAGUUUGUUGUUCGUGCCGAUGCACACGAUAGCGUGCGGACGUUUAUUCGCCACCUCGGCAGCAAGAAGAAACGGCGCAUCAUCAUGGCCUCGGCCACGCCCAACCCGCUCCUCACGCCGUUCACUCUCCCGGACGGCACGGAGCUCUCAAUGCGCAUCGUCUACGCGCCGCUCACGCGCGAUCGUGCCGUCGGGACCAUCCCGCAGCCGAACGCCGCGACUUACUACUCGCAGCGCGCGCACAAGGGCGGGCUUAUGCUCACCGAAGGCACGUGUAUUUCGCCCGAGGCGCACGGGUACCCCGACACCCCGGGGAUCUACACGGAAGCGCAGAUCGCGGCGUGGAAGCCGGUGAUCAAGGCGGUGCACGACAAGGGCGCGCGGUUCUACUGCCAGCUGUGGCACGUCGGCCGCGCGUCGCACCAAGAGUACCAGCCUGAUGGCGCCGCGCCGAUGGCUCCGUCCGCCAUUCCUAUCAUUAGCGAGGAGAUCAAAGUGUACAUCAGCACUGGCCCAGCCGACUAUCCCACGCCCAGGGCCAUGACCGCGGAAGAGAUCAAGAAGGUGGUGGAGCAGUUCCGAGUGGCGGCGCGUAACGCGAUCGACGCGGGGUUCGACGGCGUGGAGGUACACGGCGCGAAUGGGUACCUGCUGGAGCAAUUCAUCAAGGACGGCAUCAACAAGCGCGAGGACGAGUUUGGCGGCUCCCUGGAGAACAGGCUUCGCUUCCCCCUGCAGGUGAUCAAGGCAGUGGCGGACGAGGUGGGCGCCAGCAAGGUGGGCGUGCGGCUGUCGCCGUACAGCUCCUUCCUGGAUGCUUCCGACUCGGACCCCGUGGGCACGUAUCUGGGGCUGGUGGAGGCCGUCAACAGCCUGGGCCUGGCGUACGUGCACUUCAUUGAGGCGCGCGCGCAGGGGAAUGCUGACUUGGAAGAUGCAAAGGAG
Closterium sp. Naga37s-1 is the source of this 3357-nucleotide messenger RNA. Lineage: Eukaryota; Viridiplantae; Streptophyta; Zygnematophyceae; Desmidiales; Closteriaceae. The record is from the annotation of a GenBank genome assembly.